Messenger RNA from Ananas comosus (pineapple), 2026 nucleotides. RefSeq names its product peroxidase 57-like. Lineage: Eukaryota; Viridiplantae; Streptophyta; Magnoliopsida; Poales; Bromeliaceae. The coding region runs from base 757 to 1854 and encodes 365 amino acids. The transcript is spliced from 3 exons. The record is from RefSeq and is a predicted model, not a curated record. Gene Ontology annotation, molecular function: heme binding; peroxidase activity. Gene Ontology annotation, cellular component: plasmodesma; plant-type cell wall. Gene Ontology annotation, biological process: hydrogen peroxide catabolic process; response to oxidative stress.
GUAAGAGGUGGUUUCUUUCAAGUAACGCAGUUUGCAGAAAUCAGUUUUCCAAGCUUUUGUAUUUACAAGUUUCAUUCUCUUUCUAAAACCAUUACCCAGACAAUACUUUAUUCACUAGUACUGUGUCCUAUAGCAAGGCCAAACAGGCUCUUAGUGUUCAACUCAUUUUAUUCUUAGUUAAAUGAAGCUCGACGUGCUUGGCUCGACUCUCUAAACCUAGCCUGUAUGUGAAUAUUAUUAGAUGAGGUGCUAUAUGUGUAGCGCGAUUUGUAAAGGCAGUACUCUUUGCUUUUCAGAUCAUCUUAUUUGAUAAACAUCUGUAAUACUCUUACAGCACUUCUACUUGAGAUGUUUCUAUGAUCUUAGAGAUUUAAAUGUAGCCAUUGGAAACCUGUACAUCAACCCCCGACUUUCUCCUUCCUCCCAACUCUCUCUCUCUCUUGGAUAACCUGAAUUUUCUCUUUUUUUUUCCAUUUCAAAAAGGUAUAGUUACAUAGGCAUUUACUUCAAAAGCCAAUUUUGUAGGGGUGUAUAUUUUAAUUUCUCAAACUUAUUGCAAUCCAUGUUAAGAAGUGCUCUCUAGUUAUUACCCAUGAGGAUCAUGUGCCUCUCACACCUACCAAUAAAAUGUCACUACCAUCCCAAGAAACACACUCUCAAGAGCAAGCAAUCCACUACUCACAGCUUCUUAAGAAUCUAAUGAAAUAAAUGAGCUCCUCCAAACUCCCAUAAUAAGUUACCAAUCACUUCUUUGGAAUGCUUACAAAUAUCUUUUGGUCUCUUCUCAUAAAUCUAACCAGAGGAGUACAGGAACUGGCUUCUCUUCAUAUGGCAGCAGAAGCACUUUCAAUCUUAGCACUUCUCCUAGCAGCUUGUAUGCUGACUGCUGCUCUCUCUUUGCAACUCAACUUCUAUCAGAAUUCAUGCCCCAGAGCUGAGGCCAUAGUUCAGCAAGUAGUCCAGCAGCAUUUUCAGCAGAACUCUUCUGUCCCCGCUGGCCUUCUUCGCCUUCAUUUCCACGACUGUUUCAUUAGAGGAUGCGACGGUUCUGUUCUUAUAGACAGCACCGACGACAGCAUAGCCGAGAAGGAGGCUCCUCCGAACCUGACGCUACGAACAUUCGACGUAAUCGACGACAUAAAGGCCGAGCUCGAGAAGGAGUGCCCGGGGGUCGUGUCGUGCGCUGAUGCACUGGCGCUGGCAGCCCGAGAUGGGGUCGCGCUGGCGGGAGGGGACUUUUAUGAUCUUCCCACAGGGAGGAGGGAUGGAACUGUAUCAAACAUGGGGGAUGUUCAUAUCCCUAGUCCCCUCUUCUCAGUUGAGCAAGCCCUAUCUGCUUUCCAAAGCAUUAAUCUUGAUUUGGAGGAUCUCACUACACUGCUUGGUGCUCAUAGUAUGGGAUUUUGCCACUGUGGCUUCUUCAUAGAUAGGCUCUAUGAUUUCAGAGGAACAGGUGUAGCUGACCCAAGAGUAGACCCAAACUUGUUGACUACACUCCAACAAAAAUGUCCCCCACAUUUAGUAACAAUUGAGAACAUUACCCAAGACAUCACAGUGUUCAUGAACCAAUUCUCCACCACAUUCCACUUCAGCAACUCUUUCUACCACAAUGUGCUUAACGAGAAAGCACUUCUCCAGCUAGAUCAAGAUUUGGCUUUCACCGACUACACGAGCACGUUGGCGUCGCAGUACGCGAACGAUGCCGUGCUUUUCAGGAAGCGCUUCUCGGAGUCGAUGAUCAAGCUUGGGAGCGCGGGCGUGCUGAUGGGACGGGACGGAGAGAUCAGGACGAAUUGUCGGAGGGUGAACAACGCCACGUCGAUUAGCUCAGGCGCGAAAUUGAGUGCACCAUGAACUAAUUUUAGUUUUUUUUUUUUUUUCGAUCUUGUUGUUUGUGUAGGGACUACAAUUUUGUAUUGGUUUUCAAAGAAAGGAACCGUGCAUGCGCAUGCAUCACUUGUUCUCUAUGUUAAACAAUCGCCUUUUUCUAAAAUCUUAUACUACAAUGAUUGAGCUCAAGUAAGAA